GCCAAUCAGACUCGCGGACAGCGCUCAGACAACAAACAAAAGACGGAGGCUAGCCGAGCUGCGUCCUAACGUCACUCCUCACUCUGCGCCCCGCGACGACACGCGUCUCUGCCCCCGAUCCGCGUCCCUCGGCUCCUGAGCGGCGGACCGUCUUCGUGUGUCGUCGGCUAACGUUAGCCCGAGCCGUGUCGGAGAUCGCUUUGCCCGCGCUGGCCAAGCUAAACGCGUUAGCCAGGUUAGCUACUCGGCUAACUAGCUCUGGCUGCCUCUCUGCGACUAGCGAAGCCAGUUAGCUUAGCCUGCUAGCUAGCUUUGCUACACCCCCCCCCCCCCCCCCCCCCCCUUCCUCCCCUCUCCUCCUCCCUAACAAACUUGACACUGACGGACACGAGUGUCUCUGGCUUGUGUCUGACAAGCCGUUCUACCAGCACCCGCGCCGCAGCCAUGUCCGGACAGUCGUCGGGCUGUGGGUUUCUCAUGUCGGUUGUUGUCCACGGAGACGCGGCUCUGAACGAGCAGGAAAAGGAGCUCAACCAGCGACUCCGACGGCUCUAUCCGGCCGUGAAUGAGAGCGAGACCCCGCUUCCUCGCUCCUGGAGCCCGAAGGACAAGUUCAGCUACAUCGGUCUCUCCCAGAACAACCUGCGCGUGCACUACAAAGGUCAUGGCAAAACUCCUAAAGAUGCAGCGUCUGUACGGGCCACUCAUCCCAUCCCAGCCGCCUGCGGGGUCUACUACUUCGAGGUGAAAAUCAUCAGUAAAGGCCGAGAUGGGUACAUGGGCAUCGGACUCUCAGCUCAGGGUGUUAACAUGAACAGACUGCCCGGUUGGGACAAGCACUCGUAUGGUUACCAUGGAGACGAUGGACACUCCUUCUGCUCGUCCGGCACAGGGCAACCUUACGGACCCACGUUUACAACAGGCGACGUGAUCGGCUGCUGCGUUAACCUCAUCAACAACACGUGCUUCUACACAAAGAACGGCCACAGCCUAGGUAUUGCCUUCACAGACCUACCACCAAACUUGUACCCGACCGUGGGCCUUCAGACUCCAGGGGAGGUGGUUGAUGCAAACUUCGGCCAACACCCCUUUGUGUUCGACAUUGAGGACUACAUGCGAGAGUGGAGGACAAAGAUCCAGGCCCAGAUCGAUCGCUUCCCCAUUGGGGAGCGCGAGGGCGAGUGGCAGUCCAUGAUCCAGAAAAUGGUGGCUUCCUACCUGGUGCACCACAGCUAUUGUGCCACAGCUGAAGCCUUUGCCAAAUCCACCGACCAGGCUGUACACGAGGAGCUGGCCUCCAUCAAAAAUCGACAGAAAAUCCAGAAGCUGGUGUUGUCAGGUAGAAUGGGCGAGGCCAUCGAGACCACCCAGCAGCUCUAUCCCAACCUCCUGGAGAGGAACCCAGACCUGCUCUUCAUGCUCAAGGUGAGACAGUUCAUAGAGAUGGUGAAUGGGACAGACAGUGAGGUGAGGUGUCUGGGAGGUCGCAGCCCAAAGUCUCAGGACAAUUACCCCGGCUCCCCGCGACCCUUCAGCAGCCCGAGCCACAAAGCCAGCAGCUCCCAGCCGUACCUCACAGGGUUUGACAGCAACUGCUGUAAUGGCGUGACGUCUAAUAAGAGCCACAGCUCCUCCCCUCACAGUCACAAGCCCUGCCCUCCGAGCUCUGGCUCCACCCUCCCAGCGUCUGACAUCAGUCUUAACGGGAGCCGCGGUCAACAGCCCGUAACCAGCAAUGACAUAGAUAUGGAGGUUGACCACUUCACCAACGGAGUGACAGAAUCCUCCUCAAAUGGUUUCCUCAACGGCAGCUCUAAACACAGCGCAGAGCCCGACGACUGUGACGCAGACAUGGAAGUGGAAUCUGCUCAGUCCAAGCGGCAGCUGUGCGGUGGGAGCCAGGCGGCCAUUGAGAGAAUGAUCCAUUUCGGCAGGGAGCUCCAGAGCAUGAGCGAACACCUCCGCCGUGAGUGUGGCAAGAACUCGACUAACAAGAAGAUGCUCAAGGAUGCGUUCAGCCUUCUCGCCUACUCAGACCCAUGGAACAGUCCAGUCGGCUACCAGCUGGACGCCAUUCAGAGAGAGCCGGUCUGCUCCACUCUCAACAGUGCAAUAUUAGAGACUCACAACCUGCCCAAGCAGCCCCCUCUGGCUCAGGCCGUGGGUCAGGCCGCCCAGUGCCUUGCCAUCAUGGCACGGACUGGCAGCGGCUCCUGCGCCUUCGCCUCUGUGGACGAUUACUUGCACUAGCCUCAUGUACAUGCACACACACACACACACACACACACACA
Messenger RNA from Paralichthys olivaceus (Japanese flounder), 2291 nucleotides. RefSeq names its product RAN binding protein 9 (gene ranbp9). The record is from RefSeq and is a predicted model, not a curated record. Gene Ontology annotation, molecular function: protein binding. Lineage: Eukaryota; Metazoa; Chordata; Actinopteri; Pleuronectiformes; Paralichthyidae.